Trachymyrmex septentrionalis is the source of this 2743-nucleotide messenger RNA. RefSeq lists its product as uncharacterized. NCBI's taxonomy places the organism in Eukaryota, Metazoa, Arthropoda, Insecta, Hymenoptera, Formicidae. The coding region runs from base 1698 to 2717 and encodes 339 amino acids. The record is from RefSeq and is a predicted model, not a curated record. The transcript has 4 exons.
AGAGAUAGUUUGAGAGAGACCGUGCUCGACCAAUCGCCGCUUUCCGUGGCUCCGUCGUCGAUGAGGCGGUUGUCGCGCAACGUAACCUCAGUCGCUUACGUGGAAACACGCUUGUCGGGCGACGUUGGUAGAAAAUCGAGCGAACGUAGCUUAUAUACCAAGCGGACACAGAUAUUUAUUGUACGACGCCGCGCGAAGAAACGCGCGAUUCCAUCGUUGCUUUCUCUCUCUUUCUCUUUCUGCCUCUGCGUGCGUGAUUACGUUCACAGCGUUUACGAAUCGCCUACGUGCGCGCGCGAGAGUACCCAGUGAGCACAGAAAAGAAUCACGGUGUAAUCCACGACGAAAGACACGCACGCGAGAAACAACGGAGAGUCACGUUGAUACCUCUUAUUGUCAAGCAGAGAAGAACAGGGAGCGGAGUACGUGCUCUGCGUGCGAGAAGGAGAAAAAGAGAGGAGAGGCGCGCCGAACCGUUCAGUUGGAGAAAGGAGCUUCUCCGUGAAAAUCUCGCGCUCCCCUCCGACACACUACACAAGGUGUCGAAGGCACGUUGCCGCGUGUGUUCGACCGAAUUUCGCGGCCCCGUGAGAGCGAGCGAGACGGACGUGGUGCAAAAGGAAGAAGGAGAGAGAGGAGAGGAAAAAAAGAGAGGUAGACGCGUAAGAGAUAUAUAGGCGCAAUCAAAGGCGAUAGACAAGGACAUCGCGGUAGCGAGGAGGACACGGAACGGACGUGGAAGGGAGAGCGGAAUAAGCGGCGAUCAAGUGGGAGAGAUACGGACUCCGUGGAAGCGAGAGGGUGAGCGAGAGAGAGAAAGGACGAAACGGAGCCGUCGGAGCGGAGCGAGAGAAACGGAUAGCGACUCAGUGGAGAAAGCGUGACAGGCGUAUUCCCAAUAGAGCGAAAGAGGUGAGUGGGGGACGCACGGGAGUGUUUCCCAGGUGCGCGAGAGAGACGGAGACAAGGAGCGCUUUGGAGAGGGAGCGAGGCGCAGUCGGGUUAGAGUGGGGAUAGAGGCGCAACCCGAGUAGUGCUGCCGCCUAUUGACAACGUCGCGUCGGCUCCCCACCCGGGCCAGUGUCGAGCGAGGUCCGACGGAGAGUUCUUACGACAGUGUGAUUUUCUCUCGUGUAGUCGCACAGUGUUCAGGAGAACUGUUUCGUUCUGAAUACGUUCGAGAUACAUUUUAUCCAUUCGUACUCUUUUUAAACGUAAGUCAAACGAAGAGAGGAAGAAAGAGAAAGAGAGAAAAGGAGCAGACGACUCCUCCCUCGAAAAGAAAAAGAAACGUACAGUGACAGUUAUCUUUUUAUUCAACGUUUUCAUUAAAAUUCCACGUCCGUGUAAACGCAGGCUACGAAUCUUUCCAUUCGCGAGAGAAUCGAGAGAGCCGUAACGUCUCUGUACGCGGCUCUCCCACCACCGUCAUCGAUUUCCCACGCGACGCGCUUACUCGCGCCGCACUGGUGAGGGAAUUCGCGAGGGUGAAGUAGGAUUCCUCGGCAAAGAGCAGACGAGACGCGGCAACGCCGCCCGUGACAACGGCGGCGGCGGCGGUGGUAACAGCGAGAGAACAGCGAGCAGCGGCGGCGGCAUCAGCAACGGGAACGGCCGACGCGAUUUACGGAGCAACGGCAGUAGGCGGCGCUGGUGCUGCGCCCCGACGGCCGUCGAUCGAAGCCCGCGUUAUCGCAAUGGCUUCCGUGAAAGACACAGCGACUUUCUUCGCGGAGGGCACCGCGACGCAGUUCGAUCACGUUCUCAAACUUUAUCCGCAGGCGCUGCGCCUCAAGGCCGAUCACAAGUCGAAAAAACCCGAGGAGCUGAUCAAGCUAGACAAUUGGUAUCAGAAUGAGCUUCCGAAGAAGAUCAAGGCACGCGGCAAGGACGCGCAUCUCAAUCACGAGGAACUGGUGCAGACGAUGAAAUGGAAGCAAAUACGUGGCAAGUUCUACCCACAGCUGUCCUACCUGGUGAAGGUGAACACACCGCGCGCCGUGAUGGCAGAAACAAAGAAGGCGUUCAAGAAGCUGCCGAAUCUCGAGCAAGCGAUCACGGCGCUAUCGAAUCUGAAGGGCGUCGGUACCACGAUGGCAUCGGCCCUGCUCGCCGCGGCGUCGCCGGAGAACGCGCCUUUCAUGGCGGACGAGUGCCUGAUGGCGAUACCGGAGAUCGAGGGUAUCGAUUACACCACUAAGGAAUACUUAAACUUUGUCCAGCACAUUCAGAACACCGUCGAGAGGCUGAACAAACAGACGUCAAAUGGCAAGACAUGGAGCCCACAUAGAGUCGAACUGGCGUUGUGGACACAUUAUGUGGCGUCCGAGCUGAAGCCGGAACUGCUCGACGGUAUUCCGGGCUCGACAGAGAAUGGCAACUCGCACAGUGCCAGCAACGGCGAGGCGACAGAGCCGUCGGAUGACAGUAAUCAAGAAACGGUGGCGAAUGGCAAAGACACGCCGGCGGCACUUGAUCCGGCGGCGAUUGAUGAGAACAGCACGACGACAUCCUUUACCGAGGACUCGAUGGACAAACCGGCGACACCAAUUACCGCCAGCGAUCAUCCCGUCGUGGGCGCCAGCGAGGAUACGAAUGAUUCUCUCAUUACCAACGACAGCAGCAACAACGCAACGCCACGACCUACCGAUAGCGAGGACACCGAAGAGGACUCGCAGGACGCGCAGGAGCCGCCCACCAAGAAGAGCAAGAAGUGACCCGAUCGGCUCGGUGACGCGACGAG